CCUCUACGCUCGCCAUCGUCCGGGACAACACAGACACUUCGAUGCACUCGCAUGAAGAGUCUGGACAGCGGAGGAAUCGGGGAAUUGCAUUGCUCCACGACGCGUUUCUUUCACAGGGCCAGCGGCAGGGAGACCAUGUACAGCCCCCUCAGUCCCAAGCUGCAGCAGAGCCCUGGGCUCACGGACGUGCACCUCUACGGCCAGUGGCUGGCCAGCCGCCACGAGGCCAGCCUGCUGCCCAUGAAAGAGGACCUGGCACUCUGGCUCACACGCAUGCUGGGCCAGGAGAUCACAGCUGAGAGCUUUAUGGACCAGCUUGACAACGGCUACCUGCUGUGCCAGCUGGCCGAGACCCUGCAGGAGAAGUUUCAAGAGAGCAGUGGCAAGAUCUCUCACUCUGGCAAGCCCCUCCCGAGACGAAAGAUCCCCUGUCGGGCAAGCGCCCCUGCUGGCUCCUUUUUCGCCCGAGACAACACUGCCAACUUCCUGUCCUGGUGCCGGCAGGUGGGGGUGGGAGAAUCCUUCCUUUUUGAGUCCGAGGAUUUGGUUCUGCACAAACAGCCACGAGAGGUGUGCCUCUGCCUCCUGGAACUUGGGAGGAUCGCAUCCAGACACAGGGUGGAGCCGCCAGGCCUGAUCCAGCUGGAGAAGGAGAUUGAGCAGGAGGAGAAAGCACCUGAUCCCCCAUCAUCACCCCGGUCCCCCUCGCCCACCAAAACAUCAGGCAGGAAGAGCAUCGGGAAGCUGCUGGAUGAUGCGGUGCAACACAUUGCUGAAGAUCCUCCCUGCAAGUGUCCCAACAGAUUCUGUGUGGAGCGGCAGUCCCAGGGCCGCUACCGCGUGGGCGAGAAGAUCCUCUUCAUACGGAUGCUGCACAAUAAGCACGUGAUGGUUCGGGUCGGGGGAGGCUGGGAGACCUUCGAGAGCUACCUGCUGAAGCACGACCCCUGUCGCAUGCUGCAGAUCUCCCGGCUGGAGGGGAAGACCUCCCCAGUGGCCAGCAAGCCGCCCGGCAUCAAGGACCUCAGCCCCGACAGCUACCUGGUGGUGGCCGCUCACUACCGGAGCAAGAAGUGAAGGAAAAACUGUCCGUACAGAUACCCAACGGUCAAUUUACACCAUAGCCAAGUGACAGUUUGGCCCAAAAUUCAAACUUCUGUUUCUGAGCCCAUGACGGGCCGUAAAUGCUGCAGAUAUCAUUCAGUAAACUGGAAUUAGGUCUCGCCUCAGUAGGCUUUAUGUUCGUCGUGUUGUGUAGUUAUUGCAGUACCUGGUUGGAGUAUCAGUAUCCUUGACAUUUUGAGUAGUGGAACUGAGGUGGAAGGGACUCUUAUGUGUCAAUGGUAAAAUGCUUAACUGCACAUUUCUUACCCUUUCAAGAUAACUGGUAUGACUGUCUCACACAGCCAGGAAUUACGUUCAGCUGUGUUGUUCUUUUUUGUAAACAUUUUACUUAGAAGCCUUUAAUAUAGACUUGUGUUCCUUGGAUUACUCAGUUUAAAGACUAGCUGAAACAGAAGUUAGAGCAGCACUGGCUUCAGUGACACACGAGUGAAACGGAUCUUUUGCGGGGAUUUUUGAUGGGCGGGGAGUCGAUUUGACUGAUGCCAGAUGAGGAGGGGGGACGUCAAAUGAGGAUGCACGCCGCUGUGUGAAAAGGAUUGUGAUUGGAAGGGAAUGGAAACUGAUUCACGCCCACUGGCACAUGAGGCUGUAAAAUAUCAUUUUCCAGGAAGUGGACGAAAAAAAACUAAAGUAUUCCAAUUUUAUAAAUUGUGUUGACACUUAAGACAUGUUUGUAUGGUUGUGAAGAAUUAACUAAAUUGAGGAAAAAUUGAAAAAGAAAACGGAAGGUCUGUGUAUGUUUCUUUAUAUUUCUUUUAUUAAGAAUGAAGAAUUAAGAAGAAUUUAAGAAAUGUUCUGUGAAUGUGAUGAUGCAUGGCACCUUGCAUUGACUAAAAAGCAACAACUGUUGUGGGGGCAUUUCUAUUUUUUGUUUUUGUACUAUAUGCUGGGUUAUUCUGUCUACAGAUACUGAGAUGGGCCAGGAACACACAGUGCCCUGUACUGAGGUAUGGUGCAUUCUCAGAGAUAUCCAUGUGGGGUCGCUGUCUGUGCCUCCCAUGGGACCUGAUCUAGACAGUUGUUCUGCAGACAUUGCUACACUUGUGGCAAUAUGUUUCCAUAAAAUCGGUGUCAAUUAAACGAGAAGUACAAUAAACAACACGGUUUGUGGUCUGAAGUAUUGUGUUGACAGACCAGUGGGAAUGCUAGAAUAAUACUGAAUCAAGGCUGAUAUUAAGUGCCUUGGGUGAAGCAUGCUGUAGAACAAUAAAAGUACCAAGAGGUACUUUUUUCAGAGGGUUCAAUAUGAAAUGCAGUUGCUGAUAAAUGUACAGAGAAUAGUAAUCUAUGCAAUGUUCUUGUCAUGUACAGACUACAGCUCAACCUUUGGUUUGAAGUUGAAGGAAAAAUUUAUUGGACCAAUAACCAUUGUGAAUGGAGCUAACACUGUGUGCAUUGAAACAAGACAAUCAAAUGUAUUUCCAGUCAUUCAAAUGUGUUUAUACGAUCACAUUUUGCUCACAUUUCUUUAUGGUUUUUUUGCUAAAUGUUUUACUUUUAUUUCUAUUUCUAAAAUGUAUGUACCAGUUACUUUUGAAUUUAAGAGUAAAGAAAACUAUUUUCCCAUUUUAACUUGCUUUAAUUGUAUGGUGCCCACUGUGCACAUACAUAGGAGAUACUGUAAAGACCCCCAUCUGUAACUGUUUUUCCUACUUUUGGUAGGUUUUGAAAUUUGUUGUGUUAAAAUAAAUGAAUAAACAGAAAA
This is a messenger RNA of Conger conger (European conger), 2830 nucleotides long. Its product is annotated as growth arrest-specific protein 2-like. Gene Ontology annotation, molecular function: cytoskeletal adaptor activity; microtubule binding; actin filament binding. Gene Ontology annotation, biological process: actin crosslink formation. Lineage: Eukaryota; Metazoa; Chordata; Actinopteri; Anguilliformes; Congridae. The transcript is spliced from 8 exons. Gene Ontology annotation, cellular component: actin filament. Bases 52 to 1077 code for a protein of 341 amino acids. The record is from RefSeq and is a predicted model, not a curated record.